AUGUACCUUCUCUUUCCUUUCUCCGAUUGGUCUUGGUGGAACCGUUUCACCGAUUUCACUCUCUCUCACAAUCCUUUCUUCUACGCUCUAUGUGCUGCUUACUCUCUCAUCUCCUUCCUCGCUCUCAUUCAACUCAUCAGAAUUGAGCUCAGAGUACCGGAAUACGGUUGGACUACGCAGAAGAUUUUUCAUCUAUUUAACUUCAUUGUUAGCGGAGUACGUGCUCUAGUGUUUGGAUUUCACGCUCGGAUUUUUUUCUUGCAUCCGAAGGUCUUGACUUUGGUGCUGUUAGAUCUACCGGGGCUUGUAUUUUUUUCAACAUACACACUUCUUGUCCUUUUCUGGGCUGAAAUUUAUCACCAGGCAAGGAGUUUACCAACUGAUAAGCUCAGAAUAGUUUAUAUCUCUGUAAAUGGUGCCAUGUAUUUUAUCCAGGCUGGUAUUUGGAUUUACCUCUGGAUAUAUUACAAUGAUGUCGUCGACUUCAUUGGGAAGAUAUUUAUUGGAGGUCUAUCAUUUGUGGUUGCAAUAGGCUUCCUAAUAUUUGGAGGAAGAUUAUUUUUCAUGCUGAAGCGUUUCCCAAUUGAAUCUAAGGGGAGAAGAAAGAAGCUUCAAGAGGUUGGAUUUGUCACAGUCAUAUGUUUCACCUGUUUUCUGAUAAGAUGUGUGAUGGUUCUUCUAUCUGCAUUUGAUUCGGAUGCAUCUCUUGAUGUUAUGGACCAUCCGAUUUUGGACUUCAUCUACUACAUGGUGGUUGAGAUCCUGCCUUCAGCUUUAGUCCUCUUCGUACUGCGCAAAUUGCCACCAAAGAGAAUAUCAGCUCAAUAUCACCUAAUCCGAUAA
Molecule: messenger RNA, 843 nt
Organism: Lathyrus sativus (Indian pea)
Lineage: Eukaryota; Viridiplantae; Streptophyta; Magnoliopsida; Fabales; Fabaceae
Source: the annotation of a GenBank genome assembly